Molecule: messenger RNA, 627 nt
Organism: Neoarthrinium moseri
Lineage: Eukaryota; Fungi; Ascomycota; Sordariomycetes; Amphisphaeriales; Apiosporaceae
Exons: 3
Coding region: 1-627 (208 amino acids)
Biological process (GO): sulfate assimilation
Molecular function (GO): adenylylsulfate kinase activity; ATP binding
Source: RefSeq, a predicted model, not a curated record
AUGGCAACCAACAUCACAUGGCACCCGUCGCUCUCGCGGCGCGAGCGCUUCGAGACCCGCGGCCAGCGCGGCAUGACCAUCUGGUUCACGGGCCUGUCGGCCUCGGGCAAGUCGACCGUGGCCACGGCUCUCGAGCAGCACCUGCUGCACCUGGGGCUGGCCUCGUACCGCCUGGACGGCGACAACGUGCGCUUCGGCCUGAACAAGGACCUGGGCUUCAGCGAGAAGGACCGGAACGAGAACAUCCGCCGCAUUGCUGAGGUCGCCAAGCUCUUCGCCGACUCGAGCACCAUCGCGCUGACGUCCUUCAUCUCGCCGUACCGGGCGGACCGCCUGGUGGCGCGCGAGCUGCACGCGGCGCAGCAGGGCGACGACGAGCCGCUGCCCUUCAUCGAGGUCUACGUCGAGGUGCCGAUCGAGGUGGCCGAGCAGCGCGACCCCAAGGGCCUGUACAAGAAGGCGCGCGCCGGCGAGAUCAAGGAGUUCACCGGCAUCUCGGCGCCCUACGAGGCCCCCGAGAACCCCGAGAUCGUCAUCAAGACCCACGAGAAGAGCGUCGAGGAGUGCGUGGCCCAGAUCGUCGAGUGGCUGCAGGCCAAGGGCUACAUCAACGUCAAGAAGGCGUAG